Molecule: messenger RNA, 716 nt
Organism: Helicoverpa armigera (cotton bollworm)
Lineage: Eukaryota; Metazoa; Arthropoda; Insecta; Lepidoptera; Noctuidae
Product: ribonuclease H2 subunit C
Exons: 4
Coding region: 73-471 (132 amino acids)
Biological process (GO): RNA catabolic process
Cellular component (GO): ribonuclease H2 complex
Source: RefSeq, a predicted model, not a curated record
GACAUUGAUAUUUGACAUAAAAUUUGGCGGGAACAAAAACUAAACCGGCCGAGGGCAAAAAUUAACAAAAAAAUGUCGAUCCAAGUGGAAAAUAACUUAAAAAACGCCGAGAACAAAGAGAUUUUUGAACAAAAAGCCCAUUACAUACCGUGUAAGAUUGAAGACGACGGUCCUGCUAACGUUGACAAAUAUUUUGAACCGUACGUUACCGACAACAAUGGUGAAUUAUCUGGCUCUUUUCGUGGCUAUCCCCUUGAUGGUACAAAAAUGAGUUUUCCUGAAGGAUACAGAGCUGUUGUAGUCACAGAAGCUAAAAGACCACUUGUUGAAGACGCAGAGAGGAAAUUCCAGGUGGCGGGUGGUUUCAAAGAGUUCACCUACUGGAAUUGGGACAAGAAACCAUCAAAGAAUGACAAUAUGGUCAAAGCCUUAGACUGGAUAGAUAUUAGUGAAGCGAUACAUGGAGACUGACUACAAUCAAAAUCAUCAUCUGCCUAUCCUUUAUCCAACUAUGUUGGGGUCGGCUUCCAGUCUAACUGGAUGCAGCUAAGGCAUCGUUCAGACCAAACGUAUUGUCGGCCGCUGACUGUGAGCGCGCGUUACGCAGUUUAUUGCUUUUCCAUAUAUAUUGAAAUUGUCGUUCACACCGAACCGACUAUACGCUGUUACGUCGUCUGUUGUAGCUGACUCUCAGUGGCCGUUUAUUUUACUACGCG